AGGAGAGGAGAGACGUUGCGUUGUUUAGUUGCUAAGAAAAGAAUCGAGGAAAGAGGGAUUAAAACGGCAACGAUAAUGAUGAAGCUGGUGAAACUUUGUGUACGCAAUUCAUAAGCUCGUCAAUGAAAUGGAUGGCUUGAAUACCCACCCCCCCACCUUCCUCUUCUUCUUCGACCCGUCACUUCACUGUUCGCUGAGCCGCCGUUGUCGCUUCCGAUCACUGACGCCCUCCCAACGACCAUGAUCGCCCCCCUUAAACCCCACCUCGGAUCUCAGCCGCGGAUCCUCCUCCUCAUCACUCUUUCCUCACUCUCCCAUGGACGCUGCCACCUCUCGCCCCGCUGUUGUCAUCGACAACGGCACCGGGUAUACUAAAAUGGGUUUUGCUGGUAAUGUUGAACCGUGCUUCCUUGUCCCCACAGUCGUCGCCGUCAACGAUUCGUUUGUAAACCAACCUCGCGCUUCCGGGAAGGGAAGCAAUUGGCUAGCGCAGCAUAGCGCUGGUGUUAUGGCCGAUCUUGAUUUCUUUAUUGGUGAAGAGGCUUUGUCCAGAUCUCGAUCUAAUAACAUUUACACGCUUACGCAUCCAAUUAGGCACGGCCAGGUCGAUAAUUGGGAUGCGAUGGAGCGAUUUUGGCAACAGUGCAUAUUCAAUUACUUGCGGUGUGAUCCGGAGGAUCAUUAUUUUCUUUUGACCGAGAGUCCUCUUACGGCCCCCGAGAGCCGGGAGUACACGGGCGAAAUUAUGUUUGAGACUUUCAACGUGCCAGGGCUUUAUAUUGCUGUCCAGCCAGUGCUUGCUCUUGCAGCUGGGUAUACAACAUCUAAGUGUGAGAUGACAGGAGUUGUAGUGGAUGUUGGAGAUGGGGCUACGCAUGUUGUACCUGUUGCAGAUGGUUAUGUCAUUGGAAGCAGCAUCAAGUCAAUUCCAAUUGCUGGAAAAGAUGUUACUCUCUUCAUCCAGCAGCUCAUGCGGGAAAGAGGAGAGCAUGUUCCGCCUGAAGAUUCAUUUGAAGUAGCUCGAAAAGUGAAGGAAACUUAUUGCUACACCUGUUCUGAUAUUGUCAAGGAGUUCAAUAAGCAUGACAAAGAACCAGCCAAAUACAUUAAGCAAUAUAAAGGUAUUAAACCAAAGACAGGAGCACCGUACUCUUGUGAUGUUGGCUAUGAAAGAUUUCUUGGCCCUGAGGUUUUCUUUAAUCCUGAGAUCUACAACAGUGAGUUUACCACCCCUUUACCAGCUGUAAUAGACAAAUGCAUCCAGUCAGCACCAAUUGACACAAGAAGGGCAUUGUAUAAGAAUAUAGUGUUGUCUGGAGGAUCAACAAUGUUCAAAGACUUCCAUCGUAGGUUGCAACGUGACCUGAAAAAGAUUGUGGAUGCUCGUGUUCUUACAUCUGAUGCUCGGUUUGGUGGAGAAAUAAAAGCACAACCGGUGGAGGUUAAUGUAGUGAGCCAUCCCAUCCAGAGGUAUGCAGUCUGGUUUGGAGGCUCUGUCCUUGCAUCCACACCAGAAUUUUUUGCGGCGUGCCAUACAAAAGCAGAAUAUGAGGAGUAUGGGGCAAGCAUUUGCCGCACAAAUCCUGUUUUCAAGGGGAUGUAUUGAUGUGAAGACACCGUUCCGGAAGAUGUUGUAAAGGCAAUUCAUGAUCAUAAUGCUUAGGCGGAGCACCUUAACACCUUAUCACUUAAAAAUGUCGUUCCUGGAUCCUGUCUUCACUUGACAUCCAUGUAUAAUUACAAGCUUAGAUUGUGGGAGGUGUACAGUAGAUGUCGAGUGUCAAUUGUAAGAAAAAUGAGUCUCAUGUUCUUUUGUAAGGGAGCAACCAGUCUUUACACGCAAUGGGAUGCUGAUGCUUCUUCUGGCGUUCCGGCUGGUGCUUCAGAAUCUAGAUAAAGAGCCACCAUUUUGUUGGACACUAACCAAGCUGAUAAGCAGUUCUAUGUUCAGCUUGUGUUCAUCUUAGUUGAAGGCUGAUAAGAAUUUUUUGUUUUAAUCUGGGAGUCAAUAUUCCCCUAAUAGGACAUUCUCAGUUAGUAGGCUGUUCAAUUCAUUUGGAUUGGAGUGGGGAGGAAUAGAGUUGCCAUAAUGAUUAGAAGUCGGUUUUAUUUGUAUUCAAUCUGAACUUUCGAUCCAUGCUUUGUACAUUAACUUCAAUUUCACAUAUUGAUGAUUUACUGUUUGGAAAAUUCUUGUAUAGUUGUGAUGCAAUUUCCUCA
Molecule: messenger RNA, 2220 nt
Organism: Diospyros lotus (date-plum)
Lineage: Eukaryota; Viridiplantae; Streptophyta; Magnoliopsida; Ericales; Ebenaceae
Product: actin-related protein 3
Exons: 9
Coding region: 317-1606 (429 amino acids)
Biological process (GO): Arp2/3 complex-mediated actin nucleation
Cellular component (GO): actin cortical patch; Arp2/3 protein complex
Molecular function (GO): actin filament binding
Source: RefSeq, a predicted model, not a curated record